UGCUAAAGAUCUUUUUUACGUUUUGUUGUUUGGUUCACUUCUGCUUAUUAACUAUUUCAUUACAAUUCAAUUAUAAAACAUAACAAUGCGUAAUUUAAAACUUAAGUUUUGUACAGAAUUAAAUGCUCCUGUACGAGACGUAAAAUUCGUUGUAUUAAAUCCAAAUGAUGACGGCGACAGCGAUGUUGUUUAUUUUGUUACUGAAACGAAACUUUUUUCAUACAUGAAAAGCACCGAAGUUUUAAAAGAACUAACAGAACUGCCUGGUAUUAUUAAUGCUGAGUACUUGGCUUUAGAAACAGUAAUAAGUUUGGCUUCGGAGAGUGGAGAAGUUAUUACUGUGGAUCCUGAAACAAGUGCUGUUACUGAAGGUACUUAUUGCGACGUCGGUCUUUUAUGCAUGGCUUGGAGUCCAGAUCAGGAACUAGUUGUAUUUGUUACAAAAGCCCAUAACAUUGUUGUAUUAAAUGCAAAUUAUGAUCCAGUUGAAGAACAUUCCCUAGGAUUGGACGAUGAAAACCCAUUUGUCACUGUAGGUUGGGGUUCUAAAGAAACACAAUUUCAUGGUUCUGAAGGCAAAGAGGCAGCCAAAAAGAAAAGUGAUUAUAAACUUCCGGAAGAUGUCAAACAGUUGCCACAGAAUGUUGAAGUCCAUUGGCGCGAUGAUGGAGCUUAUUUUGCGGUAUCGUAUGUUAACAGCAUUUAUGGUAGAAUGUUCAAAGUUUUUAACAGAGAAGGAAAAUUUCAAUUUACAUCGGAAAAGGUUAAUAAUUUAGGUGUCCAAAUUGCUUGGCGUCCAGCUGAAUCAUGGAUAGCAGUACCGCAUAAAUUGCCAAAUAAAAGUACAAUUGGAUUCUUCGAAAUGAAUGGCUUGCGACAUCGUGAACUAAUUUUACCAUUUGAUUUGGAUGUUGAACAAAUACAAAGUUUAAAAUAUAGUCCUGAUUCUGAUAUUCUAGCAAUUGAAACUAAAGAUGCAGCACAAAAUUUUAAUUAUCUGUACUUGUACAUAGUAAACAACUAUCAUUGGUACUUAAAGCAAACAUUAAGGUUUUCUUUAAAUAAUCCUAUUACGUAUUUUAACUGGGAUAAUAGACUACAUGAGGAAAAAACCUUACAUAUACUACUAGAGGAUGGGAAAUAUUUAAUAUACAGAUGGAGAUUUUGUAUUGAUAAAUAUGAAAAUUUCGGUGUAGUUGCUGUUAUCGAUGGAAAUAAGUUGCUAUUAACUGAUUUCAAGCAGAAUAUUAUACCUCCACCAAAGUGUAAUAGAAUACUGCAAUUAGAUAAAAACAUUAACGCGUGUACAAUAAUUCUAGUAAAUCAAAAACUAUUAUUAUGCGUUUAUGACGUCAAUGAAGAUAUGACUAUAUUUAAUUCAAAUAUUUCGAAACCACUAAAUUUUGAUGAGCAUUCAAAAUAUAUUGCAUCUCCAGAAUUAUGUGGUCCACCUGCAGUAUGGGGGAACUUCUUAUUCCUCGGUGAUGGUACAAUAGUAACAAAUAAGUCAGAUAAUUCCCAAUCAGUUAUGCAGCUUAUGAAGCUCGAUAGUGUACUUACCCAAUAUAUACCCUUAAGCAAAUUUGUAUUAUCUACAAAAAUAUAUUCAAUGGCUGAUGCUGGAAAUAAAAUACUGCUUGCUCAAGCAGAUAAUGCAGAAAUAUUUAAAUUUAUAAUAACAAAAGAAAACACAAUAGAAUUUGUGCAGGCAAAUAAGCAGUCAGGUCCAGUAGUGGAUCAACUCAUCGUAGGUGGAUCAAGAAAUAAUAGCAUCAAUACUACAAUUGCAUGGAAAACAAAUCAUAAUCUUUUUAUUAAUGAAGAGCUUUAUUUUAAUGACGUUACUUCGUGUUGUGUCAUUGACAAUUAUUUAAUUUUUACCAAAUUAACCACAAUGUAUUUCUGGCAUUUAAAGCAGAAAAAAACUAUUGCUGAACGUAAAAUUGAACGUGGAAGUAAAAUAAUAACCACUGUCUUUGACAGUGGACGCGUGGUUCUACAGUUGCCACGUGGAAACAUAGAAACCGUUGUCCCACGUAUACUAUCUUUAGGCAUAGUGUCUAAAACUUUAAACCAAUUGAGAUAUAAGAAUGCUAUGGAAAUAGUACGGAAAGAGCGCAUUAAUUUGAAUAUUAUUUCCGAUAAUAACAUUGAAUUGUUUUUAAAUAAUUUGGAGUUAUUUUUGAACCAGAUUGACAAUCCAGACUGGUUGUGUUUGUUCUUAAAUGAUUUAAAAAAUGAAGACUUCACCAAAACCGUGUACAAAUUUUAUUAUUUCAACGCUCAACAAAUGUAUCCAGAAAACUUCCAAAUAGAAAAGAAAGUAGUAAAUAUAUGCGAGAAAUUGCUUAGUCUAAUGGAGGAAAGUAAGAACAAAGCAUUUUUUUUGCCUAUACUGAGUGCAUAUGUAAAAAUUGGAAAGGUGGAGAAAGCUUUAGCUCAGGUUUGGAAACAAAAAUAUAUUGAAAAUUUAAAUACAGACACUGCUGAUAGUUUAGCUGAUAAGGGUUUACAGCAUUUAAUACAAAUCGUAAAUGUUGAUGAACUAAGCGAUAUAGCACUUGGAACAUACGACAUUGGUUUAGUAGUUUAUGUACUUCAAAAGUCACACAGUGAUCCUAAAGAAUUUUUGCCAUUUUUCAAUGAAUUAAAAAGUUACGACACAAAUUAUCGUUGUUAUAAAAUUGAUGAGCAUCUGAAACGCUAUCAAAAGGCAUUGAAAGGUAUAACAGCAUGUGGUGAAGCAAAGCUUGAUGAAGCAUUGGAAUUCAUUAAAAAACACAACUUAUAUGCUCUUGCCCUUAAGUAUUAUGAAGCUCAUCCAAACUGCUAUAAAAGUACUUGCCUAGCUUUUGGAGAUUAUUUAAGGACGAAUAAUAAAUUGAAAGAUGCUAGCAUUAUGUACGAACGUGGAGAUAGUAAUAUGCAAGCUUUUUUGAGUGCAAAAAAUAUUUUGGAUUGUGGACGUGUAUUGUUCUUAGCUAAAAAAAAUGGAGCAGAUAUAGCAACUGUUGCACUUUCGUUAGUUCCAUUGCUAAUGGAAAAAGGAAGAUAUGAUGAAGCGUAUGACUUACAAAAAUCUUAUGGUAAUAAUAUUAUUGAUGGCGUUAAAAUAUUAUUAAAAGGAAAGGUUUACAAUAAAGCCAUUUGUGAGGUUCGCUUGUUCCAAGCUGAUAACAAUGAUAUUAAUUUAAUAGAUUCUUUGGUCUUACCCGAAUUACUAACACAUUUCCAAUUAUUGGAAGAAAAGUUAUUAGAAGACAAAAAAACUUUUGAAAAUUAUAAGGAGCGUUUACUAGAAAUACGUAAAAAAAAAUUGAAACAGCAACUAGAGGGCGAAGAUGCUGAUGAUGAUAAUAUUGAUGAAUGCGAUAUUAUUUCGGACACAACAAGUGUUUCACGUUUUACUAACUCUUCGCGUGGCACAGGCAAAACAUUCCGCUCAAGCAAAAACCGUAGAAAACAUGCAAAAAAAGUGCUCAGUCUAAAACCGGGUAAUAAGUUCGAAGAUAUUGCAUUGAUCGAUGCGCUUUAUAAUCUCACUAUGAAGUUAGCUACGCACCAGCAAAUCGUUCAUGAUACUUGUGGAGCAUUAAUUGAACUACAACAAGAUACUGAUGCAUCAGCUUUGCAAGAACUAUAUAGAGAAAUUUUAGUAUUAAUAAAAAAUUCGUUAGACGAAAUUUGGAUACCCGAGUUAAUGACCGCAAAACAGUUACCUACAGGCCUAAAUAUUGAUUACGCAGAACUACAAAAUGAACAACGUUAUGCAAUGAUAGAACCUGUUAAACGCUUUAAACCAGAAUUAAAAAUCUUUGAUUGGGAGCAUGAAAUACUCCGUUUAAAUCCUUAAUCAUGUGUAGUUAGUAUUUAAGAUUACUAAUCAUGAAUUUAGUUAGUAUUUUUUUAUAUGAUAAUUAUAUAAAAAGUAAAAUGUGGAAAAGUAAUUUCACUUUCUAACAAUAUUAAUAAGUUAUGCAAAUUAAAAACAAAUCAUAGAUAAUGAUGUGUUUCGUUUAUGCUGGACAUGCGAUUUACUUUCACUAAAAUAAAUGAAAUAAUUGAUUGUAACAAACAAAUCUAUAUCAGCAUAAAGUAAUGGAAAUUAACCAAGCGUUUAAUAUACUUACUUAAACAUAAUAUUUAUUAAACAUGGGUCGAAUUGUAAGAAACACAAGCAAAACAAUUGCAGCAAUAUAGAUAACAAUUAAUAUAAAAAAGUUGUUAGUGUUUUUAUAAUAAGAGCUUCUUAACUGUGUUACAUUUUUGGGGCGUAUUAAAAAAUAAAAUAUGUACAUUAAUUUUGCUGAUUCAA
Molecule: messenger RNA, 4315 nt
Organism: Teleopsis dalmanni
Lineage: Eukaryota; Metazoa; Arthropoda; Insecta; Diptera; Diopsidae
Product: putative elongator complex protein 1
Exons: 8
Coding region: 86-3853 (1255 amino acids)
Biological process (GO): tRNA wobble base 5-methoxycarbonylmethyl-2-thiouridinylation
Cellular component (GO): cytosol; elongator holoenzyme complex
Molecular function (GO): tRNA binding; protein binding
Source: RefSeq, a predicted model, not a curated record